Messenger RNA from Auanema sp. JU1783, 906 nucleotides. The record is from the annotation of a GenBank genome assembly. Lineage: Eukaryota; Metazoa; Nematoda; Chromadorea; Rhabditida; Rhabditidae.
AUGGCGCCUGAUCCCCGCCUAAGAACUCGUGGUCGGCAUCCAGCUGCUCAGCGCGUUCAUCGACACUCAGCACAUCGUUAUGUUGCUGGAAGAGGUGGAGGUGAAUCGGAGAUCAGUUGCUGUGUUAAGUAUUCUGUCUUCGGGUUCAAUGUUCUUUUUUUCCUAAUCGGGUUCGCAUUACUCUUGAUAGGUGUUUGGGCGCAAGUUGAGAAAAAUAACAUAUACAGCCACUUAAACAAGGCAUCGAAGCUAUAUUUGGAUCCUACUUACUUAUUAUUAAUCAUCGGGUUCAUUACUUUUAUGAUAGGGUUCAGUGGAUGUGUCGGAUCUCUGCGAGAAAAUACUUCCUUUUUAACAUUUUAUUCAACGUUACUAGGUUUACUACUCAUCGCAGAAUUUUCGGGUGCUGUGUUUGCUUAUGCUUGUCGUGAUCAAUUAGAUACUUAUAUCCGGAAUUUACUUAACGAUGUGGUAGUAGGAUACCGUGAUGAUCCUGAUCUCCAAGUGUUGAUUGAUACUAUGCAGGAGAGUUGGCACUGUUGUGGUAUAAAUGGGGCUGAUGAUUGGGAUAAAAACACAUAUUUUUCCAUAGCAGCAAGAAAGGUUGCUUCUCCUGAAGCUGGAGGUGUUCCUUUUUCAUGUUGUUUGAACAGCAGUCAACAGGCUUUCAAGAACUUCUAUUGCGGCCAUGGUGUUCGCUUAUCAAAGGAUGUGUCAAGCACAGCGGCCAGAAUCUAUACGGAUGGUUGCUUACCAAAACUACAGCUCUGGCUGAAUAACAAUGUUUUCUUAGUUGGAAUAACAUUAGUAAUCAUCGCUGUUGUUCAGAUUCUUGGCAUUUGUUUCGCUCAAAAUCUGAAAAGUGACAUCUUCGCUCAGCGAGCGAAAUGGUAUUAUACUCAUUAA